CUCAGACGGUCUCUCUUCUACAAAGUUCAUAUUGGGCCCAAAUAAUUCCUGAUAUUGCUGGCUAGUGAUGCUGACGUAACUGCCGUGGCGUGGUACGGAGGGCCGAAAACGCGGGGAACCUUGGACAUUGACGGCCCGCGAUUACCUUCGUACGAGAAUACCGACCGUAGAGAGCCACCUCAUCAAAAUGACUCCACCGGCCUCCGCUGAGCUGUCUCGGAAACGACGCGCUAUCAACGCGUGUAUCUCCUGUCGCUCGUCUAAAGUGAGAUGUAAUGGCAGGCAGCCCUGUGAGCGGUGCGACAGAAAUGAUACCAUCUGCCAAUAUCGCGACGUGUCAGUGCAGGACCCCAGUAUUACUCGCAUAGAGAAGCUCGAGGCAGAAGUAGCGCUUCUCCAGGCGCAACUGCGACGAGAUCAGCAGCCGACUGGAAUUCCGCCACCGCAGACUGCAGAGACCAGUGUCGGGCCUAACUUCCUUCAACCAGGGGAAGUGUCGAUAACACAGCCUCAUAUAUCGAUGAACGCGGUUACAAAAGGUAUCAUUACAUACGAUGAUGCUCUGCAGUGGUUCGCUGGUUUCUUUGCUGGUAGCCAUUACCUCGUCCCGAUUUUCUCGGAAAGCAGCGACGUGAUCACCUCGGUUGCCACGCGCAGUGCGUUUCUUUUUGAUGCCAUCGUCAGUGUAGGUUGUCGAGCGGAGCAAGGUUUCAACUCCCCAGUCUUUCGGCGACUGCAGUCUGGUCUUCGAGAGCAUCUCACCCAUCUACUCAUCACAUGCGAACCACCAACACUGGAGGCAGUGCAAGCUAUUGCGCUCAUGGCAGCUUACAGCGAGAAUGGAUACAUCCUAAUAGCCCUUGCCCUGCGGUUUGCUACACAGCUGGGUCUUCACACGGCUACUGACCGGCUAUUGGCUCCCGUGAAUGACCCAGAUCAUUCGCGUACUGAACAGUCGGAGCUUUACCGCUUGCAAAGAGUUUGGCAUGGCAUCUGCAAUCUCGAGCUUUUCUUCUCGCUCGAUGGUGGCCACGUCCCAGCUGUAACGCCACGCUCAACGCCGCGCAAGAUACGCGCCCUCCUUAACCAUGCAGACUGCACACCGGUAGAUAUUCGAUUACUCUCACAGGUAGAGCUCAACCUCAUACGAAUGGACGCGUACAACGAUGUCCUGAAGUAUACCAGCACCAGUUCGUCCCUCUUGGAAGACGAAGAAGUCAUUCGAGCCAAGGUUCGCGACACGACUACCGAGCUGUCACUUUGGCUAAGCGAGUGGACCAAAGUCAUGUCUGAGGACCCAGUACUCCACCAGCGUGAUCUUGCACUACUCAACCUCCACAUUCAGUACGACUGGGCACUCACUACACUGCAUCUGAAAGCUGUGUCCGCUUCAGGCAUAGAGAAUAUCGCCAUUAUGACUAAUUUCCAAAAGGAGAUGAUUCAGAUAGCCAAGGAAGCAUCGACAAGACACUUGCGUCAUUUGCUAGGAGUCUCCACUUGCCCAUCAUCGCCGUCUGGAUUAGCGCCUGCGUAUCUCAACACUUUUAAGUGGACGAUGGAUUAUGUGUGGGCGAAAGGUGCAUUCUCCAUAUUGCUCGUGCUUCGACUGUCUGUGCUCCUCCGCGAUCCAGUCCCUCACACCUUGGCUCUACUCCGCGACGCCCAUCGCGUGCUCGAAGAACUUAAAAAGGUCACGAUCGGGUAUAUACCGUACUUCCAAAUUCUGCAAACCAGUAUCGAGAAGUGUGAGGCGGCGUUAGUUGACUACUCUGCGCAGCAGGACAUUCCGGACCCGAGCUUGGCUGUCAGUGGUCCAGCAGAGAGCGACUUCCAGGGCUAUGCCCCAAAUCAGUUCACGUUCGAGUGGGACUUUCCUGGCUUGAACCUGAAGCAUAUGCCGCUUGGAUGGCAGGAUUUGUUUGUUGAUGUCGACAAUCUCUUUUAAAUGAAGACUGGCAUUACAAGAGCGCAACUACACGAAGAGCAAACCCAGGUUUAUCAAUAUCUAAGACCCGAAGACUCGACAUGCAAACACAUGUCUUGAGAUACCGUACACGUUGAGUCAUUCCCACUAACAGAUAUAGACAAAAUCCUCGCUCUUGAAGUCAGUCUGGUUAUUGAACGCUUUGUCGGCCAUACCGCUUGCCUGGGCAUUCUCUGCAUUUCCAGAGUCGACAUCACGACUCGCUUGCAUACUCGUGUUGCCAAUAUUUGCAGACCUACCCAUCGCCUCGCGAGUAGCUGCAUGCUUGCGAUUGAGCUUUUUUAAUGCAUGCUAUCAUCAACACAACGAGCAGCACGAGGGUGACGAGCAUGACAGAUUCGAUCUCAAGCGUUGGCGAUAGUGGGGUCGCUCAGAAGGCCUGAAGAGAUGAAGAACAUUCAUAUUGUCUACGCUAGCUUCUACGACCAGAAUGUUUGUCGUC
Molecule: messenger RNA, 2426 nt
Organism: Boeremia exigua
Lineage: Eukaryota; Fungi; Ascomycota; Dothideomycetes; Pleosporales; Didymellaceae
Exons: 2
Coding region: 188-1945 (585 amino acids)
Biological process (GO): regulation of DNA-templated transcription
Cellular component (GO): nucleus
Molecular function (GO): DNA-binding transcription factor activity, RNA polymerase II-specific; transcription cis-regulatory region binding; zinc ion binding
Source: RefSeq, a predicted model, not a curated record